This is a messenger RNA of Candoia aspera, 1565 nucleotides long. It is a transcript of the gene ALG3, whose product is annotated as ALG3 alpha-1,3- mannosyltransferase. The transcript is spliced from 9 exons. Gene Ontology annotation, molecular function: dol-P-Man:Man(5)GlcNAc(2)-PP-Dol alpha-1,3-mannosyltransferase activity. Gene Ontology annotation, cellular component: endoplasmic reticulum. Bases 31 to 1353 code for a protein of 440 amino acids. NCBI's taxonomy places the organism in Eukaryota, Metazoa, Chordata, Lepidosauria, Squamata, Candoiidae. The record is from RefSeq and is a predicted model, not a curated record.
GCCGGUGCGCCAGCGGGCCGGACGAGGGCGAUGGCGCCGGUGCCUGGGCCGCGAAGGAAGGGGGCGGCGGGGGCGACGGGGACAGGGCAAGCCCUCGUGCCCCGGAGCCUGCGCCGGGCCUGGCAGGAGAAGCACCUGGUGCUCUUCGAGCCGCGCUUCACCCCGCUGGUGGCCGCGUGCCUCUGCGUGGCCGAAGUGGGGGUCAACCUCUGGGUCAUCCAGAGGGUGGCAUAUACCGAGAUCGACUGGAAAGCCUACAUGGAUGAGGUGGAGGGUGUUGUGAAUGGGACCCUGGAUUACACCCAACUAAAGGGGGACACAGGCCCUCUUGUGUACCCUGCUGGCUUUGUUUAUAUUUUCAUGGGUCUGUAUUAUGCCACUGGCCGAGGCACCAACAUCCGCCUGGCGCAGUACUUCUUCGCCGCCCUGUACCUCGCCACCCUGCUGCUUGUUUUCCGCAUCUAUAGCCGCACCAAUAAGGUCCCUCCCUACGUGUUCUUUUUCAUGUGCUGUGCCUCCUACCGCAUCCAUUCCAUUUUCGUCCUGCGCCUCUUCAAUGACCCAGUGGCCAUGGUGAUCCUGUUCCUGGCUGUCAACCUCUUCCUGGAGGACUGCUGGUCCUGGGGCUGCUUCUGCUUCAGCCUGGCUGUGUCUGUGAAGAUGAACAUCCUCCUCUUUGCUCCGGGGCUCCUUUUCCUCCUCCUCCGGCGCUUUGGCCUGCAAGGAGCUCUUCCGAAGCUUGCUAUCUGCGUAGUCCUGCAGGUCACCCUGGGCUUGCCUUUCCUGAUGGAGAACCCUGUGGGCUAUGUGGCCCGUUCCUUUGACUUGGGCCGCCAGUUCCUCUUCAAGUGGACUGUGAAUUGGCGGUUCUUGCCUGAAGAGGUUUUCCAACACCGGGCUUUUCACCUGGCACUGUUGACCCUCCACCUGACGGUCCUGGCUUUCUUUGCACUGAACAGGUGGCACAGAUCUGAUGAAAACAUCUUGUACCUGUUAAAGGACCCAGCUAAGAGGAAGGACCAUCCAGAACCCCUUUCAGCAAAUCAGGUUGUUUUUACUCUCUUUUCUUCUAACUUCAUUGGAAUUUGCUUCAGCCGCUCCUUGCAUUACCAGUUCUAUGUUUGGUAUUUCCAUACUCUGCCCUACCUGCUCUGGUGCACACCACCCAAGAAGCUUGCCCACCUACUAAAGGUGCUUAUUCUAGGUUUAGUUGAGCUCUCGUGGAAUACAUAUCCCUCAACGGUUUACAGUUCAGCUUCUCUCCAUGUGUGUCAUGGAAUCAUCCUUCUGCAGCUCUGGUAUGGGAUGACAUCUUCUCAGGAAGAGAAGCAGCAGUUGAAAAAGGUGGAAUGAAAAUGAAUCCAAAAUGGGACAAUAUAAUCUGGACUAAGAUUGGACAUUGCUGAGAACAACUGAUGAGGGCUGUUCACAGACCUUCCUGAUGCUCAGGGUGAUGCGCUGCGUUUGCUGUGGCUAAAGGGUGGUACAGAAUGGGAAUCAGCAGAGUUAAUCUUCCCCCCAAAGAUAAUGUGGAAUAUCUUCAAUAAAGGACAGUGAUGGUUUGA